Podarcis lilfordi (Lilford's wall lizard) is the source of this 981-nucleotide messenger RNA. Lineage: Eukaryota; Metazoa; Chordata; Lepidosauria; Squamata; Lacertidae. The record is from the annotation of a GenBank genome assembly.
AUGAACAAUUCUUCCAUGAUGCCAGAUUAUGGGAUAACAACAACUUUAGACUAUAAUAUUGACGCAGGCCUAGUCUACAACCAUGCUGUGGAAGCAUUUGCAACUAAUUUUCUGCCACCGUUUUACUCUUUGGUGCUCAUAUUUGGCCUGUUGGGCAACUCACUGGUGGUGCUGAUCCUGAUCAGAUACAAGAAGCUCAAGAGCAUGACUGAUAUCUACCUGCUCAAUUUAGCCAUCUCGGACUUGCUUGUCAUCUUCUCACUCCCAUUUUGGGCUUAUUACGCAGGGCACGAGUGGAUAUUUGGAGUUGCAAUGUGCAAAAUUCUCUUUGGGAUCUAUUAUAUAGGCUUCUACUGCGGAAGUUUUUUCAUAAUCCUUUUGACAAUCGAUAGAUACCUGGCCAUCGUCCAUGCAGUGUUUGCAUUAAAAGCCAGGACGAUCACCUAUGGCACCGUCACAAGCGUCGUCACUUGGGUGGUGGUCUUAUUAGCCUCUGUGCCAGAAUUUGUAUUUCACCGUGUUCAAAAGGCAAAUGAGACAUACGAAUGUACUAUUCAUUAUCCCUUAGAAAAUGAAAAAGUAUGGAAGCAAUUUCUAACUUUAAUGAAGUUCAUUUUGGGCUUAGCCAUUCCUGCAGUCAUCAUUAUCUACUGUUACAUGUGGAUUAUCAUGAUUUUGAUUAAGGGUAGAAAUCAGAGAAAGCAGAAGGCUGUCAAGCUUAUUGCUGUGAUCAUCAUUGUUUAUUUCCUCUUCUGGAUGCCAUACAACAUUGCCCUCUUGCUGCAGACCUUUCAAGAUUCAUUUUUUUCAUCUAACUCAGAGAAUAAUAUUGAGAACAAGUUAUUUGUAGCCAUUUCUGUGACAGAGACAAUUGCUGCGAUCCACUGUUGCAUCAACCCUGUGAUUUAUGCCUUUGUGGGGCAGAAAUUUAGGAAACAUAUCUCUACCUUUUUCCAAAGCAUAUGUUCCUCCUCUCUAUAA